AUGGAAGUUAAGAAAGUAAUGCUCGUAAUAGCUAUAACCAUGGCUCUAUCCAUCACUAUCACCCUGAAGACCUUCGUAAAGUCAAAAGAGACAACAACGUCAGGUGUCGUCGAAGAUUCGACGACGACAUUGUUGCCAUCAAGAAGCUUGAGUCGUUUUCUAGCCGAGGAGGUGAAGAACCCUAGAGCGGCGAGCCAUUGCCACAAGAACAAGAAGAUGUGCGAGAAAAUGCAUGGAAAAGGGUGGGAAUGUUGCAACAACAAGUGCGUGGAUGUGAUGCAUGACAAGCACAAUUGUGGUGGAUGCAAGAAGAAAUGUAAGUACACGGGGGAGUGUUGUCGAGGGCAGUGCGUUGAUGUGGCGUAUGACAAGCGGCAUUGCGGGCAAUGCAACAACCGCUGCAAGCCGGGGAAGUUUUGUGUAUAUGGCAUGUGUGAGUAUGCAUGA
Cucurbita pepo subsp. pepo (vegetable marrow) is the source of this 447-nucleotide messenger RNA. RefSeq names its product stigma-specific STIG1-like protein 3. NCBI's taxonomy places the organism in Eukaryota, Viridiplantae, Streptophyta, Magnoliopsida, Cucurbitales, Cucurbitaceae. The record is from RefSeq and is a predicted model, not a curated record.